AUGGAGGUCAGGUCGUCAUACAUUUUGCCACCAUUUUGCGACUUGCGCUUCCAUCCAUGUGAACUUGGCUGCGAACCCACUUGUGGUACGCUCCGCUGUGCUCAAGCAGUUGUCAAUGAUCCUACCCAACUCUUGUCCAUGUCAUCUCACUUUCGACUCAUAGCUGGCUUUCAAACCUUCCCGCAACUUGAAGCUACCAUUUACAUCACCUCACAACAUGAGCAUUCAUCAGGUCGGCUGCAGGGGUCAACUGGGAAUGGAGGCAGUCACACCAAGAUUAUGGGAGGGGCCUUUCCUUGCAGAGAACUCCGCUUUGCGUCAUGCCUGAAAAGUCACACUAUGUCUUGUCGACUGGGGAACACCUACGACAUCUUGCAUGUUUGUUUGCAACGGCAAGCUGGAAAGAUAUAG
Molecule: messenger RNA, 411 nt
Organism: Durusdinium trenchii
Lineage: Eukaryota; Dinophyceae; Suessiales; Symbiodiniaceae
Source: the annotation of a GenBank genome assembly